Molecule: messenger RNA, 983 nt
Organism: Cucurbita moschata (crookneck pumpkin)
Lineage: Eukaryota; Viridiplantae; Streptophyta; Magnoliopsida; Cucurbitales; Cucurbitaceae
Product: glycine-rich RNA-binding protein 4, mitochondrial-like
Exons: 5
Coding region: 91-717 (208 amino acids)
Molecular function (GO): RNA binding
Source: RefSeq, a predicted model, not a curated record
GCCGCAUUUACAAAACCCCGCUCCAAUCCGAGGCUUAGGGUUUAAGCUCUACUGUCAAAGAAAGGAAGAGAGCGAACAAAGGUCGUCAGCAUGGCGUUUCUUAGUAAAGUUGGGAAAAUAUUUAGUCAGAGUUCUGCAUCAAGGAUUGGUUCAAUUUCGCAACCUUCCCAGCUGUCUAUCUUUCAAGCUAUUAGAUUCAUGUCAAGUUCAAAAGUUUUUGUAGGAGGCCUUUCUUAUGGUACUGAUGAUCAUAGUCUGAGGGAAGCCUUCACCAAGUAUGGGGAAGUAGUUGAAGCGAGAGUCAUAUUGGAUCGUGAUACUGGUAGAUCCAGAGGUUUUGGUUUUGUCACUUUCGUUGGCAACGAAGAAGCCUCCAGUGCUAUUCAAGCACUGGAUGGACAGGAUCUCCAUGGCCGUCGCAUUAGGGUAAACUUUGCAACUGAAAGGUCUCGUGGUAGCUUUGUUGGUGGUGGUGGAUACAGCGGCGGUGGUGGUGGAUACAGCGGCGGUGGUGGUAUUGGAAGUGCAGAUUAUAAUCGCAGUAGUGCAUCCCAGGGAGGGGACAACUAUUUUUCUGCCGAUUCUGGUUCAGACUUCACCAGUAACCAUCAGAGUGGCGGUGGACUGGAUUCUGGAGAUAAUACUCGGGAUGAUUUUUUGGGCGGAGGGAAGUCUGGGGAUGAGGAUAACAACGACGACUAUGCCAAAAGGGCUUGAGGAAAUUAGUUGCUGUGUGAAAACAAAUUGCUUUUAGUGUAAUGUUUUAUGCCUCGUAUCUCUGAACCCAAAAGGCCCUGCGUUGAUUUUUAUCUUGUUUGACAUGUUAUUCAUCAAACAUGUUAUUCAGAAUCAUUCUUGACUUCAAACCCCAAGUUUUAUCGAUGAGUUUCUUGCCUUUGACUGGGGAUUAAGAAUGAAUGUCAACCUCUGUUUUUAAACGACAUCUAGAAUUCCUGUAGUCGUACGGAAAUGGUCUUCAUAUA